UUCACAUUCAUUCAUUGAUUCAUUCUCGUAAUUAUACUGCCGACUUUCAAUGAUACACAAAGUGAUGUUGUUGAUGAUUAAAUGACCAUGUGUUUCACAAAAACGACCACAACACCAACGAUUUAAGUUUAAUUUCCGUAAUGUUUUUUCUUCCAUAUAUUUUACAUACAUCAAACGAAUCGAUCGAUUAAUCAAAAAAAAAAGUUGAAAAUCUAAAUGAAUAAUGUCAACCGCUGCUGCAAAACGUUAUCUUUAUUCUCAUUUUGGUAACUCGACCACUACAACAUCGACAUCAACAUCGACCACAUCAUUGCCAACGACAACGUCAAGUGCAAAUAGUAAAAUUACUGUCGCUACUACCGCGUUGACAUGUAAAACAAAUGAUGACAAUGACGAUGAAGAAGCAGAAAUUAUCAAUACAAAUGAUAUCCCGAAAUCAUCGAAUGAUUCGAUAAUAAUUCAAACACCAUUUAAAUCAUCAAAUGGCAAUGAUAAUUGUUCUGAAAAUAGUGAUUUUUCAAACGAAAAAGAUGACAAUUUAUCAUCGGAUAUUUUGGCUGCUAUAAAUUCUUGUAUCACAACGAUGGCAACCACAACAAAGGAUAAUACCGGAAUAACAACCAUAGCGGCAGGUGGAUCAAUCAUAAAUGGAACAUCAUCAAUUAUGGAUGGCAAUCAUUCACAUUCGGUUUCAUUAUCGCCAUUUCAUCAUCAGGCGCAAGCAUAUCAUCAUCAUGCCUUGGUAUCACCUACAACAGCUAAUACGAUUAGUGCCACCGCCACCACCAACACCUCGGCUACAUCAUUACCAUUUUCUUCAUCGAAACUAAUUAUACCGCCACCACCACCACCUCAUCCGGCUUCUGCUGCUGUUGUAACAGCUAAUCCAACUAAUUUAAUCAAUGGAAUCGAUAUGAAUUCAAUAUCACCAUAUUUUUAUCAUCGUUAUCAACAACUGUAUCAUCAAUUAAAUCAAUCAAUUUGGUCCAAUGAAUUACAACAGGCAUUGGUGACUGCAAGUGGACUAGCAGCAGCAGCGGCUGCUGCUGCAGCCGCUUCGUCAACAAUAACACCCAUUGCUUCCGCUAAUGUUUCAUCAUCUAUCAAUGAUUCUGUAUUGCCAAAAGAGCAAAUUUUUUCUGCAAUCAAUCUAAUUAAUCAUGAAUUGAAUGGCGAUAAUAAAACAUCAUCACCUAAAUCACCAGAAUCUACAACAUCUUCCACAUCAUCUGUAUCCGCAUCAUCUGCAUCAUCGAAUGGUGUGAUUGUUGUUGAUGCACAUGUUCCAGUGAUUGUUGCAUCAAUGAAAACUGAUAAACAAUCAUUAUCAUCAACAACUUCGCCAGUGUCUGUUACUGAUAAUAAUUCUAAUGAAAAUCCAGUUAUUGAUGAUGAAGGAAUUGAUAUUGACAUGGAAAUUGAUAUUGCUGAUGGUAGUGUUGAUUUGAAAAAACAGCGACAACAACAACAACAACAACAUUCAUCAUUAACAUUGACAAAUAGUGUUUCAACAAGUGUUCCAACAACAAGUGUUUCAACAGCAAUAGCAACAACAACAAUUUUGACCAACAACAGCAACUUAACUCCAGGAUCAUCAUCAUCGGCAUUGGCAUCGACAACGACAAAGGUUCCAAAUGGAAUUAAAAACAAUGGCAGGAUAAUGGAUUCUGGAUCAUCUAAUAAUGAUGGCCACCAACAACAACAACGACAUCGACAACGGCAACGGCAACGGCAACGACAACGAACAAUGUUGUAUCAGUGUACAUGGCGUGGUUGUACAUUUCAAUGUUUACAAUGUCAUACAAUUGAACAACAUGUUCGUGUUAUGCAUCUAGGAAUUAUUGCAUGGAAAAGUAAAUGA
This is a messenger RNA of Dermatophagoides farinae (American house dust mite), 1861 nucleotides long. Lineage: Eukaryota; Metazoa; Arthropoda; Arachnida; Sarcoptiformes; Pyroglyphidae. The record is from RefSeq and is a predicted model, not a curated record.